Molecule: messenger RNA, 3118 nt
Organism: Chenopodium quinoa (quinoa)
Lineage: Eukaryota; Viridiplantae; Streptophyta; Magnoliopsida; Caryophyllales; Amaranthaceae
Exons: 5
Coding region: 1479-1805 (108 amino acids)
Source: RefSeq, a predicted model, not a curated record
ACUUUAGUGUAUGAUCACAGUGGGGUUCAAGUUAGGGGAUUAACGCUUGAAAUAUUCCCUAUAGUUAGGCCCGGUCGUUAAGCAUAUCAGGACUCAGCUGGUGCCUUGGGGUGGUCCUAGGAGCGGGCGACCAGCGUUGUCUUCUGUUCUUGCCCAUGGAUUUUACAUGGCUGAGACGAAACCUGAGCAGCGAGUGCGGAUCUUUAUCUUGAUUCUCAUUUCAGGGACACUUUCUCAUGAUAUGAUUUCACGUGCGCUCAUUUUCUAUCGUCCUUCUCCGGUCAGGAUCGGCGAGAUAGGAUCCUGAUCGAAGAAGGACUUGUGGGAUUCCCCGGCUAUACAAGAUUAUCACGAGGGAUCCUAUCACCAACGCCUUGUGGGAGUCUGCUGGCUUAGGAGAUUUCUAUUCAGCGGUCGUAGGAUUUCGAAGCCCCCAGGGUUGUGGUUCGACAGUUGUUCGUGCGUUGUUGGAGUAUUUUUGGGAUACUACCAACACUUUUAACUUUGCUUGGGGGGAGAUGACAAUAAUCCCUCUGGACUUUAGCAUGAUCAGCGGCUUACGCUUCACCGAGCAGGUCGUACGGCAGAUUCCUGACCUCACUUGGGGGGCGGCUGAGGUAGCAGAUUUGUUAAGCUCGGUCGUUCGGCAUAUCAGGACUCAGCUGGUGCCUUGGGGUGGUCCUAAGACCGGAAGAUCAGAGUUGGCUUCUGUUCUUGCCCAUGGAUUUUACAUGGCUGAGACAAAACCUGAGCAGCGAGUGCGGAUCUUUAUCUUGAUUCUCAUUUCAGGGACUUUUUCUCAUGAUAGGAUUUCACGUGCGCUCGUUUUCUAUUGUCCUUCUCCGGUCAGGAUAGGCGAGAUAGGAUCCUAUAGUUGGGCUAGCAUUGGAUAUGCUGAUCUGCUCUUGUCGCUGCGUCAUUGCUGUAGGCAGCUGAAUGACCAGGCCCCUAUUGCUGUCUACGGUAUUUGGAGAGUCGUAGAGGUGAAGAUCUUUCUUCUUCUUGUUUUGUUUUGACCUGCUUAACUCAUGUGCUUAGAGAUUAUUUUUCAUUACAAUUGUGGUUCUAUGAGUACUUUCCUGGAUGGGCCCCUCGACAGCGUCGCGGAGCGGUCCAUGAUUUCCCUGUUGGAGCCAACUGGCGUGACCGAGUUGAGUAACGAGUAGAGUUCGUAUCUGCGCUACGCGGGCUGCUGCGCCGAGGCACUUCUUCUGUUAGUGUUGCUGUUGAGAUCCAGUAUCGCCCUUAGGAUGAGAUGACUGAUCUUCUAGAGGCCUUGGAGAUUUCGGCGUGUCGUACUGUUUUUGUUUGUACUGCACGCAUUGUUUGGUAUCUUGGGGAGUGCUUUGUUCGUCAGCACAGCAUUGACCGCUUUGUGGUGCCUUUGCCUCCACCGGAUUCGAUGAUGGACUCACUUUGCUUGGGACGUUGAUGAACAGGGGAAGCGCUACACAUUUCCUUAGCAGGAGCUUGUGCGUAUGGAGGGCAAUUAUUCACAGGACUUGCUUCCUUCUUUGGCUCCACCGCCUUGUCUUCCCGAGAUUGUUCGUCAUAGGGGGAAGGUUGUGGUCCCGCCUCAAUCUGUCCGUUACCUGGAGCCGAUCAGUAUUACUGAGGAUUAUAUUGUUGAUGUGUCAAAGAGUUUUAGACAGGCACAUGAGUCUCUGCCUGAUGUGUUUGAUCCGCUUAUGCACUCGGACAUGAUGGGAUUUAUGAGGCUGGUUGACGCUUUAAAGUACUACAUCAUCAAGUUUCGACGUGGUGCGAGUUGUCGGGGCGGUUCUGGCGAUGUUCUCGAGGAGUGACAGAGAUCUCGCUCGCGCUUGAGGCAUAGAGACUAAGACAAGGGGGAGCCUAGUCACCGCAGACGAUCUCUUGAGGUUGGUCGGCAUUCACAGUCUUAGCGACAGCCUUAGCCUUCUCAGCCGUUUCAGGAGACUUAGUGGCAGCAGCCUCAAUCUUCUCACCCAUUCCAAUAGGGGUGAGCAUGUGACGGGUACCCGUACCGUUAAUACUAACAGUUCGGGUACCCGAUAACCAAAAUCACUAAAAGUGAUACCCAUAAUCGGAACCGAUAAGUUCGGGUACCUGGAUUUUUAGAUCGGUUAUCGGGUACCUAAUAAGAUAUCCAAUAAUGAUAAUUCAACUUAAUUAUAUAGUUAUUAUGAGAUAAUUUACAACUAACUAAAAACAAUACCAUAUGAUCGAUCUUGACCAAAUUAUGAAUAAUAUAACUAAUCAUUGAUAUUACAAUGUGAUUAUGAAGUAAAGUAAAAGUUUAGAUUUAUAUUAAUAGAUUUAAGUAGGGAAAGAAAGUAAAAAAAAAAAAUGCUUAUCGGAUCGGAUCGGGUAACCGUUAAUUUUAAAAUGAUAACCAUAACCAUACCCGAUUACAAAUUAUCGGAACGGGUACCCAAACCGUUAUGGUUAUCGGAUUGGGUACCCUAAUUUUCGGAACGGUUACAAAUCAGUUUUUCGGGUUUAUGGUUUUUCGGGUAGUUUUGCUCAGCCCUACAUUCCAGCACUUUCAGGGUUAGUGGCAGCGGCCUUCAUCUUCCCUUCCUGAGUUCAGGCCAUUCUUUACUCCCGUGGACCAGGAUUUAUACUCAGUUCCAUUUUCUAGGGCGCUGCCUCCACCGGUGCAGGGCUUAUUUUCAGUUCCAUUGUCUAGGCUGAUGCCUCCACCGACGCUUCCUACCUCUUGGAGUCAUCCUACGUCGUUUCCCAGCUAGAUAGGUCCUGCUUUGAGUUUGUCUUCUAUUGGAGCUAUAGGGACUAGUAGGGAUACUACUCCUCGUACCUGGAUGAUGGAGGGACUCUUUAGUCCGCCGUUCCCGUAUUCGCAGGCUCGAGAUGACCCUCAUCUUAAGUCUUCUUGGAUUUUUAACCGAGGUUUUUUAUUAUAUACUUUGAUUGAUGAUACUUGACACUGUUUAUGCAUCAUGACUCACAUUGUAUAUUUUAUUCAAAGUUUAUGCAUUUAUUAAUGUGUGUAUUAGUGUGUGCUUGAGACUCAUUCUGUGUGAUUGUGUAUUUAUUAAUUACGCGAAAAAAUCGUAAGUGAGGGUACCGACCUUCCCUAAAAGAAAAAGGAAAUGAAAAAUGGGACAAAUUUUGC